AUCCAAUGGAAGAUGCAAUACGGUCUGCAGAGAGCCUUCAAUAUCAGAUCAGACAACUGAACUUGUAUUACUUGGGUGUUUCAGAGAGGAAGCACUACUCAGAUGAAAACACAGGACAUAGGAAUCACUAUCUGGAUCUGGCUGGAAUUGAGAACUAUACUUCUCAAUUUGAAGGAAUUUUGAAAAUAAGGCUUAAAAAUAUAUUUAUUGCACAAUUACAUUAGAUGAAGUCAGAUUUAAUUCAACACAAUUCUCAAUGGUUAAUCCAGAAAAUACCAAAUUCUUCCUACAGCCACAGAAUGUUACCAUUGAUGGUCACACGUGAGAGACUUUUUUUCUUUCAAGCCAUCCCAAAUCUAAUCGCUGUUUAACCUCUGUCUGUUAUUCAUGAGAGUAUGAGACAGCUGCUUCUAUAAAUAACUAACACCCUUUUGAUUAUCCCCCCACAUGCUCUCGCUCAGCACUCUUCUGUUCUUGGAUUGACACACAUGUAUAUGUUGGUUGAAAGAGGGCAGAAGAAACACUCCACAUCUCCUAUAGGCUGACAGUUUCAAGAAGACUCCCUGAUCUUUAGAGCUGACAAACACAGCCAUGAAGAGCUUGAAGUUCGUAGCAGCUGAGGGCUUUGUUCAAACCGGCCCAAAUGCAUGUAAGGACCUCCAGUACUUGUCAUUCAAUCUCUACCCAAUCCUCUUCAAAGCCAGCUAUCUGCGUGAAGAGGCCUCAGUGCUCCACGACUUGGUCCAGAGAUGGCCUCUGAUAGAGCUCAACUUGCGCAAACUACUGGGCAGGACAGUGGACUGUCCAGAUGAUCUCACGUCCCGCACCUGCAGGCUCUGUCUGGAGGCCAUUCUCACAGGUCUGAGGGACUAUGUGAUUCAAGCUCCAAACCUGUAUAAAAAAAUGCUACGUGUGGUGGAUCUAAAUGGUCUGCAAGACAUAGAACACCAGGUCUGUCCCUGCAGAUGGACUCUUGGACGUUGGGCACGAACUGAACUACUUACCCGCAUGUGCUUCGAGACUAUGGUGUCCAUGCAGGCCGGCCAAGCAGCACCUUCAGCAUUUGAUGUGGAGAUAGAUGUCCGCUUGGAUGCUUUUGUUACUGGACGGAACUACGAGAUUGUGGCUCAGGCUGUGUUGCUGCAGAGACAUUGCCCGUUAAAACUGAACUUCAUAAGCCUGCGUGUGGACUCACUGAGCUUCAGGAACCUCUUUUACCUCCUGAAGCUGGUGGAGUCACAUGGCCUGCAGAAGCUGGAAGUGGUGCACAAUGUCCAUCUGGACGCUCCACACAUUGAGAUACUACUCUCCCAGCUGAAGUUCCCUCAGCUGCGCUCAAUCACGCUUCCUGCUCAGACUUUGAAUGUACACAGAUUGGCUCUGGAAGACGAAGGCCUCAUUGGAGUUUUGGGUGAGCUGAUGAGCAAACUGACUGAACUGAGAGAGCUCUGUCUGGGGUUCUCCACUCUUACAGGGCAUCUGAGGAAGCUGCUGAGUCCACUGAACACUCCGCUGCAGUGUAUCGAGUUAGCGAACUGCAGUCUUAACGCAGUGGACAUGGCCUACUUCGCCAACAGCCUGCACAGUGAGCACAUAGUAAAGCUGGACCUGAGUGGUCAUGAGCUAGGUGACCUCUUCCCCAACACCUUCCGGAAGCUUCUGCAUCGCUGUUGUGCCACACUCACUAGUGUAGGUCUGGAGGAGUGUGGACUGGAUGAUGACAAACUGGAUCUGCUCACCCAGGCACUGACACCCUGUCACAGGCUAGAGGAAUUGAAGAUCCUGGGUAAUCCGCUGAGCACAGCUGCUCUGCACAAUCUUUUUAAUAUGCUGGCUCUGGGUUUUCCUGCAUUGAGAUAUGUUGAACUGCCCGUCCCUCGUGACUGUUAUCCUGAAGGGGUAACCUACCCACUGGAUGAAAGCGAGCUAAUAAAUUACGACAGGGAGAAGUUCCAGCAAGCCAGAAGCGAACUUAUUUGCAUCCUAGAGAAGGAAGGGAAAGGACAUGUAGAAGUUUGCACACCAUUAUUCGGAGCCUAUGAUCCUGACAUCAAUGAGACGAACAAUGAGCUGGGAGUCUCCAUGCUGCACUCCUUCAGCGGUGUCUUAGACAACUUCAUUGACACGGUCAACAGUGUUGCCCAACGGAGAGAGCAACACAUGGAGUGAGACAAUUCAAAUGAAUGA
Carassius carassius (crucian carp) is the source of this 2187-nucleotide messenger RNA. RefSeq names its product leucine-rich repeat-containing protein 14B-like. Bases 592 to 2169 code for a protein of 525 amino acids. The transcript is spliced from 5 exons. Gene Ontology annotation, cellular component: cytoplasm. NCBI's taxonomy places the organism in Eukaryota, Metazoa, Chordata, Actinopteri, Cypriniformes, Cyprinidae. The record is from RefSeq and is a predicted model, not a curated record. Gene Ontology annotation, biological process: negative regulation of apoptotic process; positive regulation of cell population proliferation; negative regulation of cell differentiation.